Messenger RNA from Anthostomella pinea, 873 nucleotides. Lineage: Eukaryota; Fungi; Ascomycota; Sordariomycetes; Xylariales; Xylariaceae. The record is from the annotation of a GenBank genome assembly.
AUGGCUUCCCCCUUUACCGUCCGCAAGGUCGCUGCGCCCAACACCCUCGAGCACCGCGUGUACAUCGAGAAAGAUGGCGUUCCCGUCUCGCCCUUCCACGACAUCCCCCUCUUCGCCAAUGAGGAGCAGACCAUCCUGAACAUGGUCGUCGAGAUCCCCCGAUGGACCAAUGCCAAGCUCGAGAUCUCCAAGGACGAGCUCCUCAACCCCAUCAAGCAGGACAUCAAGAAGGGCAAGCUUCGAUACGUCCGCAACUGCUUCCCCCACAAGGGUUACCUAUGGAACUACGGUGCCUUCCCUCAGACUUGGGAGGACCCCAACUCCAUCCACCCGGAGACCAAGGCCAAGGGAGACGACGACCCGCUCGAUGUCUGUGAGAUUGGUGAGCUCGUCGGCUACCCUGGCCAAGUCAAGCAGGUCAAGGUGCUCGGUGUCAUGGCUCUGCUCGACGAGGAGGAGACCGACUGGAAGGUCAUUGUUGUCGACGUAAACGACCCUCUGGCUUCCAAGCUCAACGACGUCGAGGACGUUGAGCGACACCUUCCUGGUCUCCUCCGUGCCACCAACGAGUGGUUCCGUAUCUACAAAAUCCCCGAUGGAAAGCCCGAGAACCAGUUCGCUUUCACCGGCGAAUGCAAGAACAAGAACUAUGCCAUGGACGUCAUUCGAGAAUGCGCCGAGGCCUGGGAGAAGCUGAUCACUGGCAAGACCAAGCCUGGUGGAAUCUCCACCACCAACUUGACCGUUGCCCACUCGUCGAGCCGCGUCGCUCCGGAACAACUGCCGCCUCUACCGAACCACCAGGAGGUGGCCCCUGCCAAGAUCGACAGCUCGAUUGACAAGUGGUUCUUCAUCAGCGGUGCCGCCGCAUAA